AAUCAUCCAUCUCGAACAUGUUUGCUAGAAGAACGGGUAUAGCGACGCGGCUUUCGCAAACUUGGUCUGGGACAUGGCAAUGCUCUCAAGCUGUUCGGUCGGGUGUAAAGAGGGAAGCCGUUAUCAGUAAAAGCCCGGGCAACAUUCGAAGUUUGGCUACCAGAGCCUCUUAUCAUCGAGAACCGCACCCUUCUGUGCGACCCCGUAAUCUACUCGCAAUUUCGCUUGGUUUUGGUGCUGCUACUAUACUCUUCAUGUAUCUAAACGACACGAGGGCUGGUAUAUACCGCUGGUUCGCUAUGCCUAUGGUGCACGCCCUCCUGGACCCUGAAGAAUCACACAGGCUUGCGAUUUGGUUGGCAAAGCACGGUCUAGUGCCAAAGGAGCGUACUAAGGAUGAUGAUGUGCUUCAUACCGAGAUAUGGGGAAAGACCCUCUCGAAUCCUAUCGGAUUAGCCGCGGGAUUCGAUAAGAACGCUGAAGCUGUUGACGCGUUGUUCGACUUUGGCUUUGGCUUGGUGGAGAUUGGAAGUGUCACACCCUUGCCGCAGCCAGGGAAUCCAAAGCCGCGAAUGUUCCGUCUUCCCGCGGAUACAGCCGUGAUUAACCGCUACGGGUUCAACUCUGACGGCCAUCGGGCUGUUGAGGAUCGCUUGAAAGCCCGUAUACGCAAUUAUCUCCAUCACAAUCGACAUCUUCUAGGCCUGCAGCCAACGGAAGGGCUGGCGUAUCCGGUCACUCUUCCCGACUCUAGUCGAAAAUCGUUGCGCGAAGCCAAGAUGUUGGGUGUGAACUUGGGCAAGAACAAACUUUCAUCCGCCGAGUCCAAUGAGGAUUACAUACGCGGGGUGAAAGAUUUGGGAGCGUAUGCCGACUAUCUCGUCGUAAAUAUUAGCAGUCCGAAUACUCCAGGUCUCCGGGCUUUGCAACGAAGGGAGCCAAUAGAAAAGCUUAUGCAAGAGGUGCAAAGUGCACGCGACGAAUCGCUACCGCACCACCCGCCACUACUGGUAAAGAUUGCCCCUGAUCUAAAUGAUCAAGAGAUUGAAGAUAUUGCAGCCGUCGUUAAAAAUGUUGGAGUUGAUGGUGUCAUUAUCAGCAACACAACAGUAUCGAGACCACAAUCAUUGAGAAGUGGCCCUAAAGUUACUACUGAAACCGGCGGGUUAUCAGGACCACCUGUACAUCCUCUUUCUCUUGCUGUCGUUCGAAAAUUCUAUGCGUUGACCAAUGGCACCAUCCCGAUAAUCGGUUGCGGAGGAGUAAAAUCUGCAGAUGAGGUAUUAGCCUUUGCAAAAGCGGGUGCCAGCUUGGUCCAGCUUUAUACUGCUAUGGCGUAUGAGGGACCAGGACUUGUUGCGGAGAUUAAAGAUGAGGUAGCGAGAAAGCUGAAAAGAGAAGGGAAGAGAUGGCAGGACAUUGUUGGCGCUGAUCACAGGAAAUGAUGAAAAGUGUGAUCCGGGAUUGUCUGGAUUCACUGGCAUAUACUGGCAUAAUCUGCUUUAAAAAUUCGCUAUUAUAAUGAAGUCGCUAUCAUGCAUGAAA
This is a messenger RNA of Spizellomyces punctatus DAOM BR117, 1545 nucleotides long. Its product is annotated as dihydroorotate oxidase. Gene Ontology annotation, biological process: pyrimidine ribonucleotide biosynthetic process; 'de novo' pyrimidine nucleobase biosynthetic process. Gene Ontology annotation, cellular component: cytoplasm; mitochondrial inner membrane. The coding region runs from base 18 to 1445 and encodes 475 amino acids. Gene Ontology annotation, molecular function: dihydroorotate dehydrogenase activity. The record is from RefSeq and is a predicted model, not a curated record. The transcript has 6 exons. NCBI's taxonomy places the organism in Eukaryota, Fungi, Chytridiomycota, Chytridiomycetes, Spizellomycetales, Spizellomycetaceae.